AUGGCUCUAUCCAUACAGGUCCUUACUCCUCUUCAGACCUCAGCCGUUUCGCCCGAGUCCAACAUAUCUUCCGAAUACAAAUCAGUCAAACAACAAGUGGUGUGGAGGCACAAGCCACUGGUCAACAACAACGGGCAUGCGGUGAAGAAGCACCGGCCAAAAGAAAAGAAAGAAAUGGAGAAAGGAAAAUGGCAAAACAAAACAGAUUCUUCUGUUGAUAUUGCUUUCGUUGUUUAUGUUACGUGA
Penicillium pulvis is the source of this 246-nucleotide messenger RNA. RefSeq lists its product as uncharacterized. Bases 1 to 246 code for a protein of 81 amino acids. NCBI's taxonomy places the organism in Eukaryota, Fungi, Ascomycota, Eurotiomycetes, Eurotiales, Aspergillaceae. The transcript is spliced from 2 exons. The record is from RefSeq and is a predicted model, not a curated record.